This is a messenger RNA of Silurus meridionalis, 1741 nucleotides long. It is a transcript of the gene abhd14a, whose product is annotated as abhydrolase domain containing 14A. The record is from RefSeq and is a predicted model, not a curated record. The coding region runs from base 204 to 998 and encodes 264 amino acids. Gene Ontology annotation, cellular component: cytoplasm. Lineage: Eukaryota; Metazoa; Chordata; Actinopteri; Siluriformes; Siluridae. The transcript is spliced from 6 exons.
GAGAAACAGAAGACACAGCGGAACCAUUGUCCGCACUGAAGGCGUUCACACCCGGAACUGUUUUGGUGCAACGCCUGAGCGAAUCCUGCACCGCGCUGUCAAGAUGUCUGUCCUGAGAAGCUCCGUCCUCACAGCGUUCUACUCCGAGCUCCAUCCUCACAGCGUUCCUCUCUAGGUUCCUCUGUAGACACUCCAGAUACACAAUGAGCUUUCUGCGUAACCGUGCGGUGGUGCUGGGCCUGGUGCUGCUCCUCACCGUGCUCCUGUACCUGCUGCUGCCGUCCUCUGUCAGACAGAGCAACACCGAGCCUUCUCUGGCAGUGCAGAGGACGCAGAGGCUCAUCUCAGCUUCUCCGUCACCCAUCAACAUCACCGUCCGCACAGGACAGAUCCCCAGUGACCCGCCGCUCUUCUUCAGAGAGGCACUGCCUGUGGACUCGGCCGGGAGACAGGUCCUACCCAGGCUGCAGGUGGUGCUGCUGCACGGUCAGGCUUUCACUUCCAGGACGUGGGAGGAGCUGGGCACACUCAGUCUGCUCGCCGCUAACCGCUACCAGGCCCUGGCUCUGGACCUGCCUGGUUUUGGAAAGUCUCCAGCGUCUGAGUCGGUGAAGUCAGAGCAGAGUCGCGUGGAUCUGUUGAAGCACUUCCUCGAGGCUCUGGGAGUUCGUGCUCCGGUUCUCAUCAGUCCGUCUAUGAGCGGUCACUAUGCUCUGCCCUUCCUGCAGAGGUUCAACAGUCAGCUGCGAGCCUUCAUCCCCAUCGCACCUGUGGCCACACGGACGCUUACGCAACAGCAGUACCACGACAUCCAGACUCCUACACUGAUUGUGGUUGGAGAGUUGGACACUAAUCUGGGCUCUCAGUCUCUGAAGAACCUGCAGCAUCUUCCUCAUCACUCAGUAGUGAAGCUGCCAGGAGCACGGCACGCCUGCUACAUGGACAAACCACGAGAGUUCCACCAGGCUCUUCUGCACUUCCUCAACACACUCGAAUAACACACUGGGGAGGGGGGCGGCUUAAUAAUUAUAUAUAUAUAUAUAUAUAUAAAAUAUAAAAAUAGAUAGAUAGCAGUAUUACGACAGUUUAACUUUACAGAAAUAAUAUGAAACACAUGCAUCAUCACAGCUACAGUGCCAUCUGUAAGAAAAAACACUGUGGUGUGUGUGUGUGUGUGUGUGUGAGUGAGUUACACUGUGGAAGGGAACAAUUGAGAAGAAGAUAAACAUUUCACCUCAGAGACUUUCAGUCAAUUCGUCGUGAACGCACUGCUCGUUCGUGAUCAGCGGAACCAGAGUCACUCUUAUUCGUUAGGAUUCACUCCGCCUCAUAGGCUACGCCCCCUUUCUCCAACCCCAGGGUCCAGACUCGGUGUGAAAUAUGAAAUGCAGAUGACAUCAUGUAUAUAACCAGUGCUGAAGAACUUCAGACAAUCUGAACCUGCAGCUCAGGGCUUUGUCUCUGACACCUGGUGGCGCUCUUCUCUGUGUGUGCAUGUUAACACUUCUCGUGCUUUCCACUUUAACCCUGUUGCUUGUAGACACUUUACACUAAUGCAGUGUUCUUCCACUCCGUGUGUGUUGCAUUGUGACUUAUUUAUUUCCAUUAUUUUAUUUUAUUUGCGUGUGUGUGUGUGUGUGUACAGUGUACAGUCCAUUACAUGUGGUUUCACCGCUUGUAAAUAGAAAAGAGCUGAACAGUAUUGACACUAAAAGGAAUAAUAAAAGUCUCCUUAUCAGGA